CUCUCUCUCUCUCUCAGCGUUUCGAGGUCAUCGAGGGCGGCGAGCACUCCGAUCCUUGUUACCCAUAAAAAAGAAACCCUCGUAUUUUUCUCCGAUUUGGAUCAGCCACAUCCUCCCGAGCGACCGAUUGCGGGCCCGAUCUCGCUUCAUGAUGCCCCGAAGCCGGGUAAGAGGAGGAUCCCGCUUGGCCGAGUCGAUCUGAGGCUUGUCCAGGCUUUCCAGCUUCCAAUCUUGGGUUUGUUGGAUCGAUUCGAGGGCUUGUUGGGGGGUUCCGAGGCUUGGAUGCUUGGAUUCGAAUGGGGAAGCAAAGGGAGGGAGAGGAUCGAUUGUUAGUGCUAGGGUUUGUUCAUCUUGAUUCUUGAAUUCAAAGAUUUGGUUUUGGAAUCUUUUUGUGAGAAGGACUUGGAGAUCUAAGGUUUCUCGGGUUCUUUUUGCCGGUUGUUCUCCUCGUUUUAUGUAAGAGAGAGGGUUUGGUUGGAAUGGGUACGGAUACGGUGAGGGAUAUGGCGUCGCUUGACCCGGAGCUGCUGCAGCUUCCGGAGGUGUCUCAUUUAGCUCUAAAGGCGAAACCUAAAAUAGCUGAAGAGUUGUACUUCCAGUGGCUUUCGUUUCCAGAAACGGGAAAAUUGGUUAAGUCGUUGAUCGAAGAUGCAAAAUCUGGUUCACCAUUGAAUGCUGUUGGCAGCUCUAGUACUUCGGGUGCUGCUGCUACUAAUUCACUGCCUUCCAUGUUUCCUGCUGGCAGUGCACCUCCUCUCUCACCUAGAAGCACUACUGGAUCUCCCCGCUUUAUGAAACGUAGUUCGGGAGCUGGGCCUUCACCCUUUGGUUCUCCACUAAAAUUAGUCAGUGAACCUGUCAAAGAAGUUAUACCUCAGUUCUACUUCCAAAAUGGACGUCCACCUCCAAAAGCACUGAAGGAACAGUGCUUGUCUAGAAUUGAUCAUCUUUUCUUCGGCAACAUGGACGGAGUACAAAUCCAAGAAUUCAAAACCGUUACAAAAGAAAUUUGCAAGCUGCCAUCAUUUCUUUCCAGUUCCCUUUUCAGAAAGAUCGAUGUUGAAUGUACUGGAAUAGUGACAAGGGAUGCAUUUGUUGAAUAUUGGAUCAAUAGCAACAUGAUGACAAAGGAUAUAGCUACGCAGAUAUUUACAAUUUUGAAGCAAGCAGAUCGCAAGUACCUUACUCAGGAGGACUUCAAACCUGUCCUGCGAGAACUCCUGGCAACCCAUCCAGGUUUGGAGUUCCUACAGGGGACUCCUGAGUUUCAGGAAAGAUAUGCUGAAACUGUCAUAUACAGAAUUUUCUACUACAUGAAUAGAUCUGGAAAUGGUCAAAUUACCCUCAGAGAGCUGAAACGUGGAGAUUUGAUUGCUGCAAUGCAGCAUGCAGACGAAGAGGAAGACAUCAAUAAAGUUUUGAGGUACUUCUCAUACGAGCACUUCUAUGUGAUAUACUGCAAGUUUUGGGAGCUCGAUACAGAUCAUGAUUUCUUAAUCGAUAAAGAGAACCUUAUCAGAUAUGGAAAUCAUUCAUUGACCUACAGGAUUGUUGAGAGGAUCUUUUCACAGGUACCCAGGAAAUUUAAGAGCAAGGCUGAUGGUAAAAUGGGCUAUGAAGAUUUUGUGUAUUUUAUACUAUCAGAGGAGGAUAAGUCAGCUGAGCCUAGCCUGGAGUAUUGGUUCAAGUGUAUAGAUUUGGAUGGUAAUGGAAUUAUAACCGCCAACGAAAUGCAGUUUUUCUAUGAGGAGCAGUUGCAUCGUAUGGAAUGUAUGGCGCAGGAGCCUGUACUCUUUGAGGAUAUUUUGUGCCAGAUGAUUGAUAUGAUUGGACCAGAGAAUGAGAGCUACUUUACACUGCGUGACCUGAAAGGUGGCAAGCUUUCAGGAAAUAUUUUUAAUAUCCUUUUCAACCUCAACAAAUUCAUGGCAUUUGAAACUCGUGAUCCUUUUCUAAUUCGGCAGGAACGGGAAAAUCCAACUUUGACAGAGUGGGAUCGUUUUGCACAUAGAGAGUAUAUUAGGCUGUCUAUGGAGGAAGAUGGUGAAGAUGCUUCCAAUGGAAGCGGAGACAUCUGGGAUGAAUCACUUGAGGCUCCCUUUUAAAGAUAAUCCGUGGUCACUAUUAAAAAAAACAAAAAAAUUAAUCUAGGUGCCUGUUAAGGAUCUAAUAUUCUCGAUGCUUCCCAUAAGAUGUCAUAGGAGCAGCCGUAUAGCUUGCAUCAGACACUCUUCUGGUGAAAAUUGGCAGGAGUGUGUGCCCUAGUGGAUGCUUCUACAAUUUCAUCAGAAAGAUUUAUCUCCAAAUGUAUGUUUUCAUGAUAUUGAAAGUUUUGCUUGAAAGGCAAGUGAAAGCUAGGUGGCAUUCUGCAGUGCGUUGUCAAUCCAGUACUGCCUAGAAGGCAAUACUUUUGUUUGUCUUUAAGAUGAAAAAUCCAAUUUUCCUGGCCCGGAACUAACCGAAUUGUUGAUCACAUCAUCGUAGAUGGAACCAACUUAUAGUUGAUUUCCUUUAUCUGUGUCCUUCCUCCAAUUUCUUCUAUUCCAACAGUCUUUUGGACUACAGAAGCAAUUAUAUUUUUAGUUGUCUCCUUGCAUGUGUUUUUUUUGUCCCACUGAUGGUAUGUCUUAUUCGGUAUAAUUCAUGUAACAUGUUCAUUUGACUUUCUAUUUAUAAUCAUGAAAAGACCAAACAUAUUGAUUUA
This is a messenger RNA of Musa acuminata subsp. malaccensis (wild Malaysian banana), 2704 nucleotides long. RefSeq names its product serine/threonine protein phosphatase 2A regulatory subunit B''beta. Gene Ontology annotation, molecular function: calcium ion binding; protein phosphatase regulator activity. The record is from RefSeq and is a predicted model, not a curated record. Gene Ontology annotation, cellular component: protein phosphatase type 2A complex. NCBI's taxonomy places the organism in Eukaryota, Viridiplantae, Streptophyta, Magnoliopsida, Zingiberales, Musaceae. Gene Ontology annotation, biological process: protein dephosphorylation.